CGUGCAAUAUACGUUGUUACUGUUCAUCACAUUGAACUCGGUCGCGUACAGCUCAACUAUAAUGCGACUAACCAAGAUGAUCACGCUUAUGGUCAUGAAGACAUUAUCACCCAGAGCGUAUUUGUACGCGGUGUUCACUCUGUGCGUCUGGUGUGUCUUCCGAGAGGCGCUCCGCCACCAGGCGGACUCGGGCCCGGAGCCUCCGGCCCUGAGGACUCCCAGGUUGCCUCGCCGUCGGUCCUCCCAUCCCGACAUCUUCCUACCGGACGAUUUGGAGCAAGGGCGUUUCUGGCGCACACAGUUUCUGAAGACAGCUGCCAGGAUAUCGAACUCAAACCUCUCUCCAGGACCUAAUCCUGCCGGGCUGAACCUGGGCCCGACGCACCUCACCCAGGUCAUUCCAGGUGCGUGGAGGGUCUGGGAAGCCCUGGGGGGCGCCGCUCAGGUCUUGCGUCACUACCUGACCACGCCUACGGCCUCCUGUAUGAGGCUUGUUAGGAUGGGCGGCUCAUCUUGCGUCAGGAGACUCGACGGCGAUAAGCUUGUCUGCCUCGAUCCGAGAUUCGGUAUUUUCCCCAGCAAGAGGACUCUUCACUCGCCCUCUUCUUGCUUGGUGCUGUCGGUCGGCGUGGGGCAUGAUCUCUCCUUUGACCUCGCUAUGACCCAGCUUGGCUGUCGGAUCCACGCUAUCGACGAUGACGAUUCCUAUAGGUCGUGGAACCAAGAUCUAGGAGAAGGGCUGAAAUUCCACCGGGGUCGCUUGGGGACUCGCUCCGGGGCCUUCACGUUCUGUGACCAAGACAAGGGAAUCGCCUCCUGUGCAACAUUCACUUACUAUACGCUAAAGGUAAUAUGA
Molecule: messenger RNA, 856 nt
Organism: Penaeus chinensis
Lineage: Eukaryota; Metazoa; Arthropoda; Malacostraca; Decapoda; Penaeidae
Exons: 4
Coding region: 62-856 (264 amino acids)
Source: RefSeq, a predicted model, not a curated record